UGGACGGAGAUAGAAAAAUUUAAAGAAGGUAACAUGGGUUGGACUUUGAAAGGAGUAUAAUUUACUACUCCAUUACUUAAAUCCACCGCUAAAACCUCCUCUUCCUACAUUGGGGCUCUACUGUCUGAAUCUCCCGCAGAUAUCGCCUCAAAAUGCAAGAUCCGUCCAAUCCAAACUCCAAGCAGCUCAAUCAGACGCCACCAUUUUCCGCUACAUUCAGGCCAUCGCACCACCGCAGAGCUCACUCCGAGGUGAACUUCCGGCUGCCUGAGGAUCUAGAUCUGGUAUCUGACCCAUUCGAUGCGUCUGCCGGAAGUUUUGAGGAGAUCGGAUCCGAGGAUGAUUUCUUCUCCACUUACAUGGACAUUGAAAAACUAGGCUCUGGAUCCAACCCUACAGAUGUUCCAGGGUUCAACAAUGCCGGCGCUGGAAGUAGUGGACUGGUAGCUGACUGUGGUGAUGGAGAAAGGAAUUUCACCAGGCCUCGACACAGGCAUAGCAAUUCAGUGGAUAGUUCCAGCUUGUUAUUAAGUGAGAGUAUUGAAGCUAAGAAAGCUAUGGCUCCUGAUAAGCUUGCUGAACUUUGGACCAUUGAUCCAAAACGCGCCAAAAGGAUUUUGGCAAAUCGGCAGUCUGCUUCUCGUUCGAAAGAGAGAAAGGCCCGUUACAUUACUGAACUUGAGAGAAAGGUUCAGACCCUUCAAACAGAAGCAACCACUCUUUCUGCUCAAUUAACCCUUUUCCAGCGGGAUACAACCCAGUUUACUAAUGAAAAUACAGAGCUCAAGCUCCGUUUGCAAGCUAUGGCACAACAAGCUCAGUUACGUGAUGCUCUGAAUGAAGCCCUGAAGCAGGAAGUGGAAAGACUUAAAAUGGCCACAGGGGAAAUGUCAUCAUCAGAUGCAUACAAUUUGGGGAUGCAGCACAUUCCGUAUAACCAAUCAGCAUUCUUUUCGCAUCAGCCACAAUCAGGGGCUAGCGAAUCCCAGAACAUACAGAUGCAGCAAUUUCAUUCCCUCCAGGAUAGCUUGUUGACUCCUCAUCGCCGUUUACUUGCAGGGCAUGGGCAGGGUCUCCCUGACACAAUGCAACAGGAUCCCCUAGGUCGUUUUCAAGGUCUGGAUAUUGGUGGCAGGGGUCUGCAUCUUGUGAAAACUGAAACACCUUCAAUUUCUGCCAGUGAGAGCAGCAGUACAUUGUGAUUGACUUGUGCAAUCGGCCUUAUUUAUUGGAAUUGUUCAUAGACUGACACGUGUUUAACAUCCAAAAACAUGAUAUUCAAUUUUUUUUUUUCCAUUUGACUUCAGACUUAGGUUUCAGUAGCGGUUCCAGAUGUUGUGAUGUGUUGUUAUUUUUUAGUUUGGUCAAAGUCUGAAUCAUUUCUUGUGAUUUAUUGGUGUAACUUUAAAGGAAGGUUGUUACCACUGCGUAUUAAAUGGUGUCUUUGAGUCUUUAAGGUGGCUUAGCUGAAAA
This is a messenger RNA of Solanum lycopersicum (tomato), 1473 nucleotides long. Its product is annotated as transcription factor RF2b. Gene Ontology annotation, molecular function: DNA-binding transcription factor activity. Lineage: Eukaryota; Viridiplantae; Streptophyta; Magnoliopsida; Solanales; Solanaceae. Gene Ontology annotation, cellular component: nucleus. Gene Ontology annotation, biological process: regulation of DNA-templated transcription. The record is from RefSeq and is a predicted model, not a curated record.